AUGCCCGGGAUGAAGCCGCCGGCGCAGGCCGCCCUCCUGACCUGGGUCAACACCUUCCCUCUAGACCGCAAAGUCGAGAGACUCGAGGACCUUUCCGAUGGACGAGUCUUCUCCCAGAUGCUCCAGGACCUCGACCCGGAAUAUGACCCGUCCGAGCUGGAGCUCAACGUCGGCUCUUCGACCUGGCUGACCAAGAAGCGCAACAUACAGUCCGUCUUCAAGGCCCUCACCAAGUACAUCGUCCAGCGCGACACGUCCGACAAGAUAGUGUAUUUGCCCAGGACUGUCGACUUCCGGUCAUUGUCAGACGACCUCGACGCCGAGGGAAUCUCUCAGUUACUAUGCGUGUUUGCCGCGGCUACCCUCAUGGGCGAAAAGAACGAAAAGUACAUCCCCAUCAUGUACCAGAACCUCUCGCAGGACGAGCUAGCUAGCAUCGCCGGGAUACUAGAAGAGAAGCAGAAAGAGAUGGAGAAGGCUGCCAAGGCCGAGGAGUCGACCGGCGCAACCCCCGCCCUGGACGCCGGCCUGGAGACCGAGGCUGAGCUUGCCAGACUGGCUUCCGAAUACGACACUCUGACGAAGAAACUGGCCGACAGCAAUACGCGCCUCGAGCACUUGCAGAUCGCCUAUGAGGAAGUCAAGGAUGAGCUGCAACGGGCACAGGACAACUUGGAGCUCGAGCAGCAAAAGCAUGGCGACAACGAGUCGCAGACAAUCCUCUCGCUCCAGCGGAGAAAUCGCGAACAAGAAGAGAUCAUCGAGACCCAGGAAGCCCAGAUUGAGGAUGACCGGCAAACCAAGACACGGUUGACGCACGAGAACAACCAGCUGAACCAAAAGGCCGAGCUCUUUCAGAGGCUGCAGGACGAGGUUCAGGAGCUCAAACAUGAGAAGGAAGAACUCGCAAAGAAGGCCAACACAGCUGAGCGGUACCGGCAGAAGCUGGAGAGCCAGCGCGGCAUGGAAACUGACCUGAAGAACGCACUCUACGAGCUGGACACGGCAAGAGACAACCUGAGAGAGUACGAUAGGCUGAAGGAUCAGUGCGAACAGCAAGCAACGAGCAUUACACGCUUUAGGGAUAUGGUUGCCGCUCUCGAGCAACAGCUCGAGGACAGUCGCAUAAAGAAGCUGGCUCUCGAGGAGGAGAUCUAUGCUGUCCAGGCGCAAUUGGAAAGAAUAAGGGAGCAGAAGCUGAUGGACGAGAGGCGGAUUCUCGAACUGGAGGAGCAGGUACUUCACGGGGUCGGAGGCGUUGCUGGAGGCAUGACACCCGACGGCAGCAAGACGAACUUCAACCUGGAGGAGGAGCUGGAACACAGCAAUGACCCUUCCACAGCAAUGAAGCUCGAGAUCUCUCGACUGAGAGCCGAGAACAAUCUUUUGAAGCACAAUAUUGCAUCGGGCGACAACAAGCGCUUACACAGCGAGUUGGAAACCUCGCGACAGCAGCAGAAGAUACUGCAGGGUGAGAAUCUGGAUAUCUUGAAGAAGUUUGCUCUUGCGCAGGACCAGAUCAAUGCUCUGAUGAGCAACAGCACAGAUGAAGGGUUAGUGAACGGCAUUGAUGCCGCCCUCGCGAUUGGCCCGCUCAACGUACUCACAAAGGAGCUGUCCAGGAGCGAGAUCUACCGCAAAAUCUCCAGCCUGCUCAAGGACCGGACCUUUGAGCUCGAGGAGAAGAACUCGAACCUACAGAAGCUCGAGCGGCAGGUCGCAGACCGCGAUCGUGAGCUCUUGACGCUCAGGACUGACCGUAUGUUGCUCUACCACAUUGCCCGAGACAAGGUGCUGGCCGGUUCUGACCAUGACGCGCUCCUCACUACAGUCAGCGCGGUCGAGAAGGGCUCCGUCGACGCCCUGCAGGAACUCAAAGCUACUGACGAGCUGGUCUCCGGCUCACUCAAGGACGAGGUCGAGGUUCUGCGCAAGCAGCUCGACGAGCUGAAGCUCUCCAGUGACACGCAGCAGAAGCAGCUCUUUGACUCGCUGCUGACCAACGAGAAGCUCCGCACGAAGCUCGACGACGCGACCAGGGAGCCCCGUGUCGCCUCUCCCAAGCCCGACGAGGUUGCUGCCGGCGCCGCCGGCAGGGACCCGGCCGGCCUGGAGGAGGCCCUUCGCAGGAAGGACGAGAAGCUCGAGAAGGUCGGCACGAGAGCCAAGCAGCUCAAGGAGGUGAGUCGUCCUGCUCUGCCCCUCACGCCUCCCAGCUCCCCUCCGCCCAUCAGGCCGCGGCGCGCCGUCAGCCUGCGAGGCGACGAGCCUGGUCUCGACUCGCAACUCGAGAAGGCCGAGCAAGAAAAGUACGAUCUUCAGCGACGUCUCAAGGCGGCAGAACAUGCCGGAAGCGCGGCGGCACAAAAGGCGGCCAGCGACCAGAUCAUCAAGAACCUGCAGCGGGAGAACGCCAUGAUCGCCACGGCCUGGUACGACCUGACGAGCCGGCUGCAGAGCAACCACGUCGUGCUACAGCGGCGGCAGGACAUGCCCAAGUCGUGGCUCAACAAGCAGAGGCACCUCGUGAACG
Messenger RNA from Thyridium curvatum, 2533 nucleotides. RefSeq lists its product as uncharacterized. The record is from RefSeq and is a predicted model, not a curated record. Lineage: Eukaryota; Fungi; Ascomycota; Sordariomycetes; Thyridiales; Thyridiaceae. Gene Ontology annotation, cellular component: cytoplasm; centrosome. Gene Ontology annotation, molecular function: microtubule binding; dynein light intermediate chain binding. The annotation marks the transcript as partial. Gene Ontology annotation, biological process: cytoskeleton-dependent intracellular transport; cytoplasmic microtubule organization. The transcript has 4 exons.